Acanthopagrus latus (yellowfin seabream) is the source of this 2462-nucleotide messenger RNA. It is a transcript of the gene tmprss13a, whose product is annotated as transmembrane serine protease 13a. Gene Ontology annotation, molecular function: serine-type endopeptidase activity. Bases 151 to 1641 code for a protein of 496 amino acids. Gene Ontology annotation, biological process: proteolysis. The transcript is spliced from 13 exons. The record is from RefSeq and is a predicted model, not a curated record. Gene Ontology annotation, cellular component: membrane. Lineage: Eukaryota; Metazoa; Chordata; Actinopteri; Spariformes; Sparidae.
CAGUAGAGUAGACAGGAGAGAGGAGAGGUGCUUAAUGGUGCACCACCAUGCUCUGACCGCUGCUCUGUGACUGAGUAAACGCCUGGAUGUGAAAAAGCUCCACCCACCUGCUCUCACCGCCACUCUCCACUCUCUGCUGACCUGAGUCCGAUGGCAAAGCAUGACCCGAACGAGCCCCCUCCCCCUUACUACUCUGUCGCCGUGCACACCCAGCCCCCCCUCAAACCCUAUGAGGAGGUGGUGUAUGGCGUGGGUCCAGGCCUGACACCCCCCACCUAUCCGCAUUACAUCCCCCAGUAUCCACCACCUGUGGCUGUGCCGCAAGUCGCACACUCCAGCAUACCACCCAGACGUAAGAGGAGGAGAUGCUGUGAGAACAAUUCCCAGUGUUAUGGAGGGUCAGGGGGAGUCUUGCUGGUGCUCGGUCUGCUGGCACUGGCCAUCUGGCUUGGAGUUCGUUAUGGAACCCGGUUGGCGACAGUAGCGAUCCUCGAGGAUGACGACGAUGAUUCGAGGAAUGAAAAUGCCCUUCCACCAAGGUUUGACACCUGCCCCAACAAUACCGUCCAAUGUGAUGCGAGAAGAGACUGCCAACUAGGCACGGACGAGACGGACUGUGUGAGGUUUGGAACAGACAGUGGUCUGCAGGUCAAGACGAAUCUAGAUGGCCGCUUCCUACCAGUCUGCUACCAAGGCUGGAACAAAACCUUGGCUGACCAGAUCUGCAAUCAGCUUGGAUUCAGAAAGUCCUUUGCCAGCAAAGCAAUUGAGUCAGAGGAGGCCACUGGUUUAACUGUGACCAGCAAAUCAUCUUUACCUAUCCAGGGCCGAGUAACAGUCAGUUCUUCCUGUCCAAACCAAGAGACUGUCUCCCUGCAGUGUAUGGACUGUGGUCGGCAGCAGUCUACAUCCCGGAUCAUUGGGGGCAGCGUGGCCAAGGUCGGUCAGUGGCCCUGGCAGUUGACGCUCCACUUCAGAGGUUCCCACGUCUGCGGAGGAGUCCUGAUCUCCCCCGAUUUUGUUCUGACUGCUGCACACUGCUUCCCAAGAAACAACCCUGCAGCUUUGUCUCUGAGGAACUGGAAAGUGUACAGUGGAGUGGUGUCUCUGGACAGCCUACCUGCCGUCGCCUACUCGGUCGAGAAGAUCAUACUGAAUGAGGACUAUAACAACAAAACUAAUGACCAGGACAUCGCUCUGCUCAAACUCACAUCUCAAGUCACUUUCAAUGAUAAAGUCCAGCCAGCUUGUCUGCCAACUUCUGGCCAGCAAUUCGUCCAAGGAACCAAAUGUUGGACCUCUGGUUUUGGCACCACUGUGGCAGGAUCAGGCACCGUCUCCAGGGAUCUGAUGGAGGUGACUGUGGACAUCAUUGGUAGAGAAACGUGUAACAGCCGUGCUGUGUAUGGAGGCAGCGUGACCAGGAACAUGAUCUGUGCUGGAGACCUAAAUGGAGGAAAAGACUCCUGUCAGGGGGACAGUGGUGGACCUCUGGUGUGUCAGGGGACGAGCCGCUGGUUCCUGGUGGGCAUCACCAGCUGGGGAGCUGGUUGUGGUGAAGUGAACAAGCCCGGCGUUUACACCAAAGUCAGUAGCGUUUUGCCAUGGAUCUACAGCAAUAUGCAGUUGGAGAAGCCGUGAUGCCCCCCGUGUCUCCAGCUGGAGGUCUUCUGUCCUCACGCCACCCUGUGAACUCUGCACUAUGAAGUCUUCUCAGAGAGACGGAUGGGUUAACACACGGACAACUGACGAGGAGAUGGAUGAAAGGUCACACGCUGGUUCGGGGGAUCAGCCCCAUGACAUGAUUCAGAAUUUACGCUUGAACACGAGGACAUCUCAAUGUUCUUGAUCAUCUGUACUCGUCCUCUGUCAGACGGCAGAGUGUGUAUUACCUGCACCUGAUUGUUUUAAACACACUAAUCAAUGCACUGACUCCAGUCUUGCAUUCUUGAUCUUCCUCUCCUGUCUCUUGUGGUUGUCAGUCGUCCAGUAUACUUGACGUUUACCUACAUGUUUAAGCAAGCUUUAAAGAUGGCUGGUCCUUCUCUCUUGUGUUCUGUGCCAAUGAAACAUAGUCCACUCUACUGUGAUCUCCUUGAUUGGUUUGACAGUGACACUUUUUAAAUGAUUAAUGAUUGUAGAAGUGUGUUUUAUUCCUCAGGGACACAUCCCAGGCUUUUUUAGCAUUUAGCUUUGUUUACCCUGCUAAAAUGAAGGACACUUUAUGUAUUCACUUUGUGAAGAAGGAAAGCAGUGUGACCCUUGACUUCCUUAUUGAGCUGGCACUCUGUCCGUGCACCUAAACCUCCCCUCCUUUACACUCACACUGUGAAACUGUUCAGAAAAUUAAUCUUCUUGCAUUUUAUGUAAAGGUGUGUGUUCUCUGUGCAUCAUAUUUAUGUGAGUGUUUUUGUGUCUGUUGUGUGGGAUCACUGAGCAUACAAAAUAAAGAUCAGGGUGGA